Messenger RNA from Daphnia pulex (common water flea), 3561 nucleotides. RefSeq lists its product as uncharacterized. The coding region runs from base 689 to 3274 and encodes 861 amino acids. Gene Ontology annotation, biological process: regulation of transcription by RNA polymerase II. Gene Ontology annotation, cellular component: nucleus. The record is from RefSeq and is a predicted model, not a curated record. Gene Ontology annotation, molecular function: DNA-binding transcription factor activity, RNA polymerase II-specific. Lineage: Eukaryota; Metazoa; Arthropoda; Branchiopoda; Diplostraca; Daphniidae. The transcript has 5 exons.
UGCCCCCAGGGGCUAUGUUCGAGAAUCUAGAGUCUAGACGUUAAUCCGGUUUGCGUUAUUAAGAGCUUGAAGGCCAUGAAAGCUGCAGCUGUGCCGCUGUCGUCGAGUUCUAAAACACUUUGUGUUACAACGUAUCUCUAUUUUAGAUUAUAGAAAAGACAAAAGAGCUGCUUCAACAAAAAUGAAUACACCAUCUCGAAGAAUUCUUCUAGAAUGUUUUCCUCUCUAUUACCCUUUUGGUAACACAGGUGUGCAGGACAUUUUCAAAGACUUAAACUUUGAAAACAUUGGUGAUGAAAUCAAGGUCCUCUUUCUUGGAUGUGGCGACCUGAGAAAUGCACUUCAGGCAACCAGUGUUCAAAACAACAAGCAUUUGCACAUCCAUCUAAAUGACUCCAAUCCAUCUGUUAUGGCCUCGCAAUGUUCUGAUACUAAAAAUAAUUUCAGCAGAUGAUUUCAACAUUGAAGAUAAAGAACAUGUUUCUUUUUUGUGGGAUAUUUGGUACAAUGCUGAGUGGCCAGAAACAACACUAAAGAGAUUCCAAUUGAUUCUUAUAAUGAAUUACUAAAAAAUAAUUUGCCAGUAAAUGCUGCGAUUCCAAAAAGCACUUACCUGAAAAGCUUGAAAGCUGUUUGGUCUGCAUGGAAAUCUAUUUCUUCAAAAACAAAAUCAGAAUCAAAAUUUUUUAUGGAAAAAAUUAGUGAAGAAAGAAUCAACGUUAUGUUAAAAAGGACAUCAAAUAAUGAAAAAGGAAAAGAAACAGAUUCGGCUUUUUCGAAAUUCAUCGAUUCGGCUGCUUUUUAUUUGGCAUCAAAAAUUGAAGAUCUGGAUGAUUCCAAAAGAAAACAGGUGCAAGAAGAAGCUCGAUUAUAUUUCUCCAAAGGAAACUGUCAACUGGGAAAUGGAAGCAUCAAUGUGUGCGUCAAUCCAACUAUGCUAAAUGCAGAAACUCAUCGUUGGCAAGUUCACUACCAGUUGUGUCCUUUCGAUGGCUAUCUACCAUUGACUCGGGGGGAAGAGAUGGAUACGUCCAAUGAAAAGGAAAUACUUAUCCGAACUUGUCAGAAAAUUCUCCAAACUCUUGUUGCUAAUUAUCGAAGACGCAUGAAAACGGUGAAAAUGUGUUUCCACGUGGACGACGCCUUGGAGUUUUGCCUCAGCAACGUAAAGUUGUCUUUUGACGUGAUAGAUUGUUCCAACUUGGCGGAUCACGUUGGUUUAAUUAACCUUAUAAAUGCCUGUGAAAGAAGACUAGCGAAAACUCCCGAAGCAAUGUUAUUUACCGAGACCAUGACCUGGACCACACUGGCACCUUCUGUUGUCAAUUACAUUGAAAAAGCUCUCUGUUGCCCGCUGAGCAUGAUUCCAACUAUUUAUGGAUUGAGACUGACCAAUCACGUUAAACUGGGAUCCAGUGAGCCUGCGAACUUGCGCCUUUUUGUAGGGUACCCAGUAAGGCUUUGUUGGCAAAAAGCAUUGCCGUUUGGAAACUUAUCUCUGGACCCUUCUCUUUCGUUGACUCAUUACCUUGAUCAACUUGCUAAAAAGUGUUUCCUGGUUACAAGCCCGCAACUUUCCAAAGUCGGGAAACACUUGGAAAGAUGCGGAAUGUUAUGCUACACUCCCCUUACAUUCAACUACGUAGUGAAUUCAGUAAUCCAGCGUCUUGGAGAUGGAUGUUUUUUGAAAAGUGCCGGUCAACCAACUUCAUUUAAACUGGCUCAACGAACAUUGGAAGCAUGGGAGAAAAAUCAAAGAGUCUUAAAAAUUUCAUCUGAUUUCAACUUUAAUGAGAUGUACAACAUGCUGGGUUGGAUUUAUGGAUUCAUAAGCACUCCCGUGCUCCGGCUUGUUCUUUAUCCCCUAAAUAAAUUCAACUACUGUUCUCUCCAAAUGCCAAGCCAACAAAAGGGGAAGUACACAGCCUUUCAAGACUUAUCCGUACCAGACGUCCACAUCAUCGACAACUUUCAACUGCAAAUGAAAUAUUCGUCUGACGGUGACAUUGAAUCCUCAAUUAUUUCAUUUCUACUGCCUCCGGAUCAUGGCCUUGAAAAUACUCAUGGCGCCUUCGUCUUGGAUCUGACUUCAGAGUUAGCAAUUUUUAGCCUCGAAUUGAUGUCAACGAUGCACGUGGAAGAUUUUCGCCAGUUAUAUCCGCAUUAUCAAGGAUCUCCACUUCCGGUUAAUACGAAUGGAUCGCAAAUGAGCAUCAAAAGCUGCACUGAAGACCAGUACCAAUAUACCUUGCAAAUAACAGUUGAAUGUGCCGAAACUAUUUCAGGUUUAAAAGUGACAACAAGUCAAUGUCUACCCUGCGAGUCAGCCCACGAAGUAACUGUUUCAUUGGGACAGCCCAUCAAAAUCAAGCCGUUGACAUUAUCUUUUCCUCAUCCCAUCGGGGUCAACGAAAUUAGUGCUACUCUUCACCGCAAAGAUCGUGUGAUUGAUUUAGUUUUGAAAAAGGCGCUCCUUGAACCCUGGCCUUGUGAAUUCCAAACAAAGCAGUCUAAAUGGGUUGUAGAUAACUUUAAACCGUGGAAUGAUGGAAAUGAAGUCAGCUCUAUGGGGAUUCAUCUUGGCACUCAAUUUAGGUUGAGUAUGCUUAAGAAUCCUUCCUUGUUAGAUAGAUCUGAUUUAAACCAAAUCCGAGAACUUAUAAAAUCACUCUUUGUCAACGCCACCAUAUUGAACCAAAAGUUGUUCAGUGUUAAGAGGGAAGAUUCGUCUCAAACCCCUGAUUGGUAUAUCAGAGUCCACAAUCCUGUUCGUAUCUCUCCGAUGGGCAGUCCAAUUUUGAUGCUGUCAGCUUGUGAUCAUCGAUUGGCCGAAACAUUUGCUUCUAUGGGGAAACUCGAUGCAAGAAAGUCUGCAGAACACUUUUUACAAAUCAUGGGAAGUAGUGAUAUAACAGAAUUUUCAGUAUCCGCUUCAGAGGCUCAACUAUUGCGGUAUGUCCUGCGACUGAAUUCGACGAAGAUUUUACCCAGCAUCUGGCAGAAAAACAAUCUCCCCCAAGACGAAAACAGUCCGUGGCUGGCUACAUUUGUUUCACCACUUUACGAUGACUGCCCGAUGAACAAACAAACUUACAAAGAUGACAACUUUACUUUGACCCGAGAAAUUAAACAAGAUUGCUGUGCCUCGUGUAAAAGAAUUGCCAUCAAUCUUAAGCGCUGUGGCAGGUGCCGAACCGUCGUCUAUUGCAGCGUCGAGUGUCAACGUUCAAAUUGGGCUCAACACAAAAAAGUCUGUGCUUACGUUGAAAAGUAAUCGCGGCUAUCGAAUAUUUGCUGUUGUUUCCUCCAAAUUCGUUUUUUUUUUCUUAACGAAUAUUUGCUUUCGUUUCAUUUAUAUUCGUUUUUCCUUGUUUAUUUUCAGUUCAAUUAAUGACAGAUUAACCAAUGCUACUGAAAUAACUGAGACAUUUGGCUCUUCUUAAGGCAUCAUUUCUGCAUAAAAAAUUUGGUUUCACAUUCACUAGAAAGAAAACUCGUGCUGUACCUCGUACUUUGAGCGUAAAGGGCGAAAGCAUUAUUCAAUACAUAAUUAUAACCAAG